AACACACAUUUGUUCUCUUGUGCCUAAUUACAAUGUCAGCCUGUAAAUAGAGCAGCCGCUAGGUGGGUGUUACUCAUUCUCUCGCAGUUCACUCGAACAGCAACACCAUGCCUGAACCAGCUAAGACCGCGCCCAAGAAGGGAUCCAAGAAAGCCGUGACCAAGACGGCGGGUAAAGGUGGCAAGAAGCGCAGAAAGACCAGGAAGGAGAGUUACGCCAUCUACGUGUACAAAGUCCUGAAGCAGGUGCACCCUGAUACCGGUAUCUCCUCUAAGGCCAUGGGCAUCAUGAACUCGUUCGUCAACGACAUUUUUGAGCGCAUCGCCGGUGAGUCUUCUCGUCUGGCUCACUACAACAAGCGCUCCACCAUCAGCUCUAGGGAGAUCCAGACUGCCGUGCGUCUGUUGCUUCCUGGAGAGUUGGCUAAGCACGCCGUGUCUGAGGGCACAAAGGCCGUCACCAAGUACACCAGCUCCAAGUAAAGCGCGUUACCGCUGUCUUUAUCUACACAAAGGCUCUUUUAAGAGCCACUACAUUCUCUCUGAAAAAUGAGCAGUUUUUUUUUUGUGUGUGUGUGUGUGUGUGUUGAUUCACAGAUAAAGAGUACAGAGUAUUUGUUAGGAAUAUUGUGGUGAGGGUUAGGAAGAGUAAUUGAAAAUUAAUUCACAUUUAUUUGUAUAGCGCUUUUAACA
Tachysurus vachellii is the source of this 692-nucleotide messenger RNA. Its product is annotated as histone H2B-like. The transcript has a single exon. Gene Ontology annotation, molecular function: structural constituent of chromatin; protein heterodimerization activity; DNA binding. Bases 108 to 482 code for a protein of 124 amino acids. Lineage: Eukaryota; Metazoa; Chordata; Actinopteri; Siluriformes; Bagridae. The record is from RefSeq and is a predicted model, not a curated record. Gene Ontology annotation, cellular component: nucleosome.